Molecule: messenger RNA, 771 nt
Organism: Rhinocladiella mackenziei CBS 650.93
Lineage: Eukaryota; Fungi; Ascomycota; Eurotiomycetes; Chaetothyriales; Herpotrichiellaceae
Exons: 1
Coding region: 1-771 (256 amino acids)
Cellular component (GO): membrane
Source: RefSeq, a predicted model, not a curated record
AUGACUUCCUCCAUGUCCACGAUCCUCAUCUUCGGCGGCACCGGCGGCAUAGGCGAAUCUUUCGCGCGGGCCUUCCACCAAAUGGGCAAAAAGGUCAUCAUCACCGGCCGCCGUGAAGGUCGCCUCGCGGCUAUUGCCAAAGAGCUCCCCGGUCUCGAAACGUACACCAUGGACAACAGCGACUUGGCUGCCCUCCCAAGCCACGUCGAGAACAUCCUAUCCAAAUACCCCUCCAUCGACACCGUCUGGGUCAACUCCGGCAUCCAAUACCAAGGCAAUUUCGCCUCGUUGGAUAACUUCACCGACGAAAAAAUCGUCACCGAAAUGAACACCAACCUGACCGCGCCCAUUAUCUUGGCCCGACACUUCAUCCCACACCUCUUGUCGCUGAAAGACCGCGAGGGCAACUUCAUGAUCACCUCGUCCGGCAUCGCAUUUGUGCCCGCGGGCAUGUUCCCCGUGUACACUCCCACCAAGGCGGGCGUACAUGCUUUCCUCGUCGGACUCCGGCAGACGCUCAAGGAUACAAACGUCAACAUUAUUGAGAUUGCGCCGCCGUAUGUGCGCACGGAUCUUGAUGCCGAGAAUCGUCUCGAUCAGGUCCACACUCCCAUGGAGCUAGACGACUAUACGAACCAGACGCUUGAAGCGCUUAAGAAGCCGGCCAAGGAGAUCAAGGAGGUUGGCGUUGGAUUUGCGGCGAUGGGGAUACAGACUUGGAGAACCGCUUUUGAUCCGAUCUUGGAAGCUACAGGAGUUGGUUUUUCUUGA